AUGGGGUUGUAUCAUGCGCUCCUGCGUGGUACGGAUGGUCCACAUAAUGCUAUAAAAUGGAAUAUUGUUAACAUUAGCAAGGAGCUAUAUUACUUUGGUGUUGAAUAUGAUUCUGAAUUAGCUAUAUUUGUCUAUUCUCCAUUUUGUACAUUGCUGCGCUACACUUGCAUUAAGGAAAACAACGAUGACCUAGGCAGUUUGGCUUUACAUGACUUAUUUGAUUUACUGUCAAACCAAUUUAACGAUUUUAUCAUUAAUUCCCAAGAAAAUAAAGUCUUAAGGAUUAAAUCUAAGCCUGAGAUCUCACCAAUCUCUAUAGACCUAGGUUUUCACGGUGAAAGUGUUGAGGGCGAUGACUAUAAUGAAAUACUAAAAUCGCUAUCUAUAUGGCAGUUAAAGAGCACAAUUACAUUAAACGCAAUGAUUGAAGACUUACAGAAAAUGCUAUUUCAGAAGGAUACUGCAAUUGAGUUUUUAGGAUUCACGGCAAAAGAAUAUGGUGGCAGUGGACUAAUAAGAAGAUGGGCACCUGAAGGCUCAAGAAAUUACGAUUCCUUGACAAAAUUCAAUCCAACCCAAUGGAAAAAAGAAUGGAUUAAUAGCUUUAAUCUACAAGCUCCAGAUAAAGUUGCUUCAUCCUUAAGCAUCAAUAUAAAUACCAUAAAUGUAACUGCAAGGUGUGGUUCGGAUGGUUCUAAUACAGACGUAAAUGGCCAGGACCAAAUUGAAGAUCAAUAUCCUGAAUUUGUAGAGAAGAGAGAAGAGCACGAUAGUUUUUUAGCCGAACUAUCAGACUCAGGAAUCUAG
Eremothecium sinecaudum is the source of this 807-nucleotide messenger RNA. It is a transcript of the gene NEJ1, whose product is annotated as Nej1p. The coding region runs from base 1 to 807 and encodes 268 amino acids. The record is from RefSeq and is a predicted model, not a curated record. Lineage: Eukaryota; Fungi; Ascomycota; Saccharomycetes; Saccharomycetales; Saccharomycetaceae. The transcript has a single exon.